UGACAGGCAGCUGUCAAACAGCUUGUUUUCGUCCUUUCAUUGAGUACUCGAAUAAAAGUUUUUGGCAUAUUUUAUAAGUCUAUUAUUCUAUCGAUUAUAAACGCUAUAUUAUUGCAAAACAUUUUUAUUUUAAUGUACGUUGCAAGGAUUUUCAUGAUAAAUAUUCUCGCUUCUCACGUCAUCAAUCCCAAGAUGACUGCAGUGAAUAAACAGGAAUUUUAUGUAAAUUUACUUAAGGAGACGAAAGGUAAUUGACGUUGUUAACGGUCGACCUCGUACAUAUCACUUUUUUACUCCGAAUAAAGGAAUUACAAGCUCAAUGGAAAGCGUAACUAAAUCAAAGUCCAUUUGUCCUCCUGCAUCAGAUAAGUUUUUCACUUCCUGCCUUUUUUCUUCUUUUAUCAACGUCUAUUUUCUUUUGACUUAUAAUACUGUGACCAUCGUUCACGUAGCCUACCUUAGAUAUGCUUAGUCCCAGUCUACAAUAGGUGUUUUAAGCCCUAAGCCCUAAGAAAUUGACCAAUCACAGUCAAUCACUCUCCUCAAAUUCAACUGUGAUUGAACAAUUUCUUAAGACUUAGGGCUUAAAACACCUAUUGUAGACCGGGACUUACCCUUAGGUUAACACUAGAAAAUCCUUUUGAAUCACGUAGACCAACUAAAAUUUUCCAGAAAAGUGACAAGACCCUUUUUGGGCCUUAUAAGAGGAGGACUCUCGAACUGCAGCGGCAGUUUAUAACAUAGUCAAUUACUAGUGCUGUAUAAGGAUAUUAUUGUAAGUGAAGUGAUAGAAUAAAUUCUUUUCUUGGAAUAAGAAUUAUCUUGAAUCUACAACACCAUUCAAAGGAAUUGCAAGCGUAACGAGAUGGAAAGCACAGCUGGAGCGAAGGAUCCUCUUGUCUCUCAACACCAGAAGGUGCAGAAGGUGGGUGCAACUGGAAGCGCGAGCGGAUCUGCAGGGCCGGGGCCGGGGAGCGAACGGGAGUGUAGGGACCGCAGGGAGAGCGCCGAGCUGUACCUCGGGGAGCGGAUGCACGCGAACAGUCCACCAUUCGAGAUGUCAACGGACGAUGAUGGCUGGACGUGUUGCAACUCGCGGCAGAACGGCGUCGUUCAACCGCUACUCACAGACUUGUAUCAAAUCACCAUGGCUUACGCCUACUGGAAGAGCGGCAAGAUGAACGAUCACGCUGUAUUUGAUUUGUUCUUCCGUAAGAAUCCUUUCCAGGGGGAAUUCACGAUCUUCGCCGGUCUUGAUGAGUGCAUCAAGUUCUUGAAUAAAUUUCAUUAUUCCCCUAGUGAUAUCAAGUACCUGAAGUCGACUAUGCCUACAGUAGACCAAAGAUUCUUUGAUUAUCUGCAAAGUCUUACUGCGAAAAAUGUCACGAUAUACGCAGUAGACGAAGGAUCCGUCGUAUUUCCAAGAGUUCCUUUGAUAAGAGUAGAAGGACCAUUAAUAAUGGUACAGCUCUUGGAAACGACUCUGUUAACAUUGGUCAACUAUGCGAGUCUGAUGGCGACCAACGCGGCGAGAUAUCGCAUGGUUGCCGGGAAAAAUAUCACGUUGCUUGAGUUUGGUCUUCGAAGAGCGCAAGGACCCGAUGGAGGCUUGAGCGCGUCUAAGUACAGCUAUGUUGGUGGGUUUGAUGGGACUAGUAAUGUCUUGGCUGGAAAACUGUUCGAUAUACCUGUAUGCGGUACACAUGCACACGCAUAUAUUACGUCUUUCACCAGCAUCAAUGAUCUGCAAGGGAUAACAUUGGCGCAUAAGCAAACGGGCGACGUUUUAGAUGUAUUGGAACUCGCUUGCAAUCAUCGCGAGGCUAUCGCCAAUGAUUUGGGAGCUCUAGCCUCGCAGGCGUCUAGCGGAGAAUUGGCGGCUUUGAUCAGUUAUGCCGUCGCUUUCCCGGACAGAUUCACCGCUCUUGUGGACACAUACGAUGUUAAGAGCGUUGAGACGUCGGCCAGGGGGCAGGCACAAGUGGCCAGCCUAAAUGUAAAGAAUAAACUUCUAACUAACGGGUCCAAUACACACGCUCAAAACGGUGUGAGAAACAACCCAUUUAUAACAGAACCAACUUCGCAACCUCACAAGAAUGGCUUAUUAAGACGAGGCGAAUUGGGUGAGCUCUAUGUGAGGAGUGGCCUGUUAAACUUCUGCGCAGUAGCGUUGGCUUUGAACGACUUGGGAUACAAAGCCGUUGGUAUCAGGAUCGACAGCGGCGAUUUGGCGUAUCUCAGUAACGUGGCGAGAGAUAUUUUUGAGAAAAUUGCUGUUAAGUACGAUAUACCGUGGUUCGCAAAAUUGAAGAUUUGCGCGUCCAACGACAUUAACGAGGAGACCAUAAUAAGCUUGAAUGAACAGAGCCACAAAAUCGAUUGCUUUGGCAUUGGAACGCAUCUCGUGACAUGCCAAAGGCAACCGGCGCUAGGCUGCGUUUACAAGAUGGUCGAGAUCAACGACGAACCGAGGAUUAAGCUCAGUCAAGAGGUCGGAAAAGUCACGAUACCAGGCAGGAAGGAUGCUUAUAGACUGUAUGGGUCAGAUGGCUACGCACUGAUAGAUCUCUUGCAGAAAACUACGGAGGAGCCACCGCAAGUGAUGCAGAAGGUUCUCUGCAGACAUCCAUUCCAACAAACGAAAAGGGCUAAUGUUACACCAUCCCGAGUGGAAUCUCUGCACAAGCUAUAUUGGAAAGACGGAAAGCUAUGCCAACCAUUACCUACAUUGCAAGAAGUUCGCAACAGAGUGCAGGAAUCUCUCAAUACAUUGCGUAACGAUCAUAAAAGGAAUCUGAAUCCAACACCUUAUAAGGUAGCUGUCAGUGACACUUUAUACAGAUUUAUUGAUGAACUGUGGUCUCAGAAUGCGCCGAUUGGAGAAUUGCGGUGAAGCAUACUACUCUUGUACAAGAGUAUCGUUAAACUAGUCUCUAGCAAUUAUAAAUAUCGAGUAAUAACAGUGUCAGGAAUCACAGAAUUUACAGACACAAAAUGCAUAAUAAUAAAUCUUUUCUCUCAGAGCAAUGGCAACGUAUCGUCGUAAUCGAGCGUACGCAUGUGCAUCGUAAACACGAUUGCGUCGUAGAAUAUGUUACAAGAGAAGGAAAGAGAGCGAAGAUCCUGAGAGCAUAUUUUUUACACUUUCCAUUGUUGAAAGUAUCGAAUUAUAUUAUCGUCGCAACAGUAUAUUUUGGUAAAUCUUGCGCAAAUCGUAUCAUAACAUAUUUGUAUAGUUUUACACGAUUUAUAUAGAGCGAGAUGUUCCGUUACAGAAGAGGUCUAUUUACAAGCAGUAGCUUUGUCGCGCUCGCAUACACGUAUUCCUAUUUCUAUUAAAAAAAAAAGUACAAAAUAAUGUACAAAAAAGUACAUGUGCUUGUGUGAUAUUAGGCAUGCACAACUCAAAUUUCCGAAUAACGAUUAACUCUGUAGAACUAGUUUAGAGUGUAUUUAUAUAUGUAUAUGUAUACACACGGUUAAAGUACUUGAAAAGAUGGCAAUAUACGACAGCGUAAUUUGUUUCA
This is a messenger RNA of Temnothorax curvispinosus, 3527 nucleotides long. It is a transcript of the gene Naprt, whose product is annotated as nicotinate phosphoribosyltransferase. Gene Ontology annotation, molecular function: nicotinate phosphoribosyltransferase activity. Bases 866 to 2893 code for a protein of 675 amino acids. Gene Ontology annotation, biological process: NAD+ biosynthetic process. NCBI's taxonomy places the organism in Eukaryota, Metazoa, Arthropoda, Insecta, Hymenoptera, Formicidae. The record is from RefSeq and is a predicted model, not a curated record. The transcript has 13 exons.